Molecule: messenger RNA, 1110 nt
Organism: Exophiala aquamarina CBS 119918
Lineage: Eukaryota; Fungi; Ascomycota; Eurotiomycetes; Chaetothyriales; Herpotrichiellaceae
Product: autophagy-like protein 3
Exons: 2
Coding region: 1-1110 (369 amino acids)
Biological process (GO): nucleophagy; autophagy of mitochondrion; autophagosome assembly
Cellular component (GO): cytosol; cytoplasmic ubiquitin ligase complex
Molecular function (GO): Atg8-family ligase activity
Source: RefSeq, a predicted model, not a curated record
AUGAAUCUCCUGCACUCAGCGUUAGAUAAGGUUCGCGACCGCUAUGCACCGAUCAAACACACCUCGACCUUUCGAUCAACGGGGCAGAUUACUCCUGAAGAGUUCAUUCUCGCAGGCGACUACCUAGUAUACAAGUUUCCCUCUUGGUCGUGGUCAGAUGCUUCAAGUCCUGCCCGCCGCGUUAACUAUCUACCUGCCGGAAAGCAAUUCUUGGUUACGCGCGGGGUACCAUGCCACCGGCGGCUAGACGAUAACUUCGCUGGCGGAAACGGCGCAGCGGAUGAUUUAGUUCGUGAUGGGUUUCUGGGCGGCCCUGACGAUGAAGCUGGCGCCGAUGACGAAGGAUGGCUGCGAACAGGCGGCACAACAGAGAAAGAGCAAGAGGGGUUGAGAGGUGAGGUGAGGACCAUGUCUGAAAGCGGACAACUAGGUAAGAAAGCCAGCGAAGAGGAAGAGGAGGAAGAAAUCCCUGAUAUGGAAGAUGAGGACGACGACAAUGAGGCGAUUAUUCGCGACAAGACCGAGGGUGCUUCUGCACCUUUCCGAUCAUACACACUCUACAUCACCUAUACGCCCUACUACCGAACACCACGAAUGUACCUUUCGGGUUAUUUAUCGCCGUCUGAACCGCUUGCGCCGCACUUGAUGAUGGAAGACAUCGUAGGAGACUACAAGGAUAAGACCGUGACACUGGAAGACUUUCCAUUCUUCGACGCUAGUGUGAAGAUGGCUUCAGUCCACCCAUGCAAGCAUGCCAGCGUCAUGAAAAUCCUGCUCGACCGAGCCGAUGCAGCCCUGAAAUUGCGCCUGGAGAAACAAGCCGCUGGUCAGGCCAGCAGCACAGCAGUUGUUUCUGGCAUGGAAGGUCUGAUCGACGAUACAGCCAGACUCCAUUUACAGAAAGAGGAGCGCCGAGGCCACGAAGCUGGAGUCAAGGCAGCCUCAGGGGGCGCGGGGGAUGAAUGGGAGGUCCUCGAUGAGCAAGAUGCAGGCAAGGACGAGGAGAGCGAGAAGGUCGCCAUCCGCGUCGACCAGUAUCUCGUGGUUUUCCUAAAGUUCAUGGCCAGUGUUACGCCGGGCAUUGAACACGACUUUACAAUGGGCGUCUGA